GACACGUGACGCAAUUGGAAGGGCCAUAUACUUUGCAAACUGAAUUGAAGCACCAAAGUAGAACGCGGUUACAAGUUUAGAGGCCACUACCGUAAUUAACCCUAAAUCAUAAUUGGACUACUAAAAACUGCUUUACUCUGAUUUUAUGUUCUAAAAAUAUAAACACAUUCAUCCUCUCUACCCUAAGGCAAUCCAAGCAAAAGCACAACGAAGCAACUACGUGUGCCGUAUGGUGUCUAGUUGCAAGCAAACGGUUCAAAUGGAAACAUAUUACGAUCUAAUAACAUUUUCUUUAGUUGUGAAUGAGAGGUCUCGUGUCCAACAUCCCACCUCUUAGAUUCUCAUGAUCUUUGUAAUAAUAAAAUAAAAUAAGAAAGUUGCCAAGGGUCUGGCCCAGUCAAUGCAGUCGGGCUCGCCCCAAAAAGAAAGAGUUCAAAGCAUGCUUCCCGCCAGUCCUCUGUUUCUCCCGCGCCCUUCACUUCUAGUUUCUCUCUCCUCAAAGUGAAGACCACACGAUUCAGAUCUGAGAGAGAGAGAGAGAGAGAGAGAGAGACUGAGAGAUGUUUGGGAGGAUAAGAGCGUCGUCUUGCCCGGCGGAGAGCUUGGAGAGACCGCCGUCCAAGAUUCUCAAAGACGAUUCUCUUUCUAUAUACGAGUCUACACUUUUGAAGCUCAAAUUAGGUGCUAAACGCAAUUUAAGUCCAUGCUCUAAUGAGGCAGGGGAGACAGAUGCCGGUUCUACUUCAAGCUCUCCCGAUUCAGAGCCAAUGAAGAUAGAUGCGAAUUGUGCUUCUUCUGCUGGCACUUCACCGGGUUGUAUUGAAGCCGCCAGCUCUCCUCAAGAGGAGUUUAUGACACUAGACACGGAUUGUUCCUCACCAAGAAGUUCGACGAGUUUCAGUGAUUGUCAUUCGACAGGCACCUUGAAACAGCAACGGAGCACAAACGUUUCAGUUUUCUACCUCUUUUCAAAAUUUAAGAGGGCUCAAGAAGCAAACUGCUCAUCCUCUGGGGAUACAACGAUGACAGAGAAUGCAAGUAUUUCUCCAAGUUCUAGCGGUUGCCAAUCUUUUAACAGCACAGAACAUUCGGAACAGGAAUGUAGGAACUCUUUACCUGCUAGUUGCGCCUAAUUUCGCACUGGCGAUUUGUCGUGGUCUUUAUCUACGUUGUUUGUUGAAGAAAAUUGCAAACGGAGGGCAUGAUCAUGCACGAUCAGUGUCAAGCCGAUUAAGUGUUGUAACUUUAUAAACCCAAUUGAGGGAUGAAUAAUGUUUAUGUAUUUGGAAUCAUAUUGUGAUUCAUCAUUUAGUUUGAAAGAAUGAGAGGUACAACGCC
Molecule: messenger RNA, 1338 nt
Organism: Malus domestica (apple)
Lineage: Eukaryota; Viridiplantae; Streptophyta; Magnoliopsida; Rosales; Rosaceae
Source: RefSeq, a predicted model, not a curated record